CCUCCCUUUAGUACUGGGGACAUGGGCCAUCACCGGGCACAUUGCCGCUGACCCAGGUUCCCCCUUUCCUUCACCAGCCUAAAGAUGGCCAGUGCCAAUGAGACUGAAGAGGCCCAUGGCUCAGCACCCAGUACAGCUUCCACUUACGCCAAGCUGCUACUCCUGGGCUUCAUCAUCUGUGUGAGUCUUGCAGGGAAUCUGUCUCUCUCGCUGCUGGUGUUGAAAGAGCGUGGUCUCCACAAGGCCCCCUAUUACUUCUUACUGGAUCUGUGCCUGGCUGAUGUGAUCCGCUCAGCUGUCUGCUUUCCUUUUGUUCUCGUCUCUAUCCGCCAUGGCUCUGCUUGGACCUACAGUGUACUGAGCUGCAAGAUUGUGGCCUUCAUGGCUGUUCUCUUCUGUUUCCAUGCUGCCUUUCUCCUCUUCUGCAUCAGCGUCACUCGCUAUAUGGCUGUGGCUCACCACCGCUUCUAUGCCAAACGCAUGACUUUCUGGACGUGCAUUGCUGUCAUCUGCAUGGUGUGGACUUUGUCAGUGGCUAUGGCCUUUCCACCAGUCUUUGAUGUUGGGACCUACAAGUUCAUCCGUGAAGAAGACCAGUGCAUCUUUGAGCACCGCUACUUCAAAGCCAAUGACACCCUGGGCUUCAUGCUCAUGCUAGCCGUGCUGAUCUUCGCCACCCAUGUGGUUUAUAUCAAGCUACUGCUCUUUGAGUACCGCCAUCGUAAGAUGAAGCCUGUCCAAAUGGUUCCAGCUAUCAGCCAGAACUGGACGUUCCAUGGACCUGGAGCCACUGGACAAGCUGCGGCCAACUGGAUUGCUGGCUUUGGCCGUGGUCCCAUGCCUCCUACAUUGUUGGGCAUACGGCAGAAUGCCCAUGCUGCCAAUCGGCGCUUGCUGGGCAUGGAAGAAUUCAAGGCUGAGAAGAAGCUAGGCAGGAUGUUCUACGUCAUCACUUUGCUCUUCUUGGUGCUCUGGUCACCCUACAUUGUGGCCUGCUAUUGGAGGGUAUUUGUCAAAGCCUGUAGCAUCCCCCACCGCUACCUCUCCACAGCCGUUUGGAUGAGCUUUGCCCAAGCUGCUGUCAAUCCCAUAGUUUGCUUUCUACUCAACAAAGACCUCAAGAAAGGCUUGAUUGCCCACAUUCCCUGCUGGAGGACAGAGCCUGAAUUGCCCAGAGAGCCUUACUGUGUGAUGUGAGGAAUGCUAAAAGGUUGGCUAGAAUGCACCCCACCCACGCCAACUGAAUUUGAUUUUCUUUUUCCUUAUACGUCACACAAGGUUUUUCUUCCCCUGCAACACGUCAUGGUCCCCCAGAGUACUUGUAUCACAAACACUCUGAUCUCUCAGUUGUCUAAGGGCAAUUAUCAAAAUCAUCCAUUAGCUGCUAUGAGACCAGAGCUGGAUUCUGGUCUGUGUUCCUCUGGAGUAAAUCCAGAGCCAUAGGAUGACAGUAUUUGGUCCCUAGUAGUAUUCCAUGAGUUCUCAGAAGAGGUGAAAAAUAUCCUAUGCUUUCCUGGUUUUAUAAUCCCCUAACUCUAUCAAAUCAUUUAAGACUGUCCCUACAAAACUCUAUCCCUAGCUUCUUAAUACCCAUUAUUGCUUUGAAAGUAGGCCAGAGUUAGAUUUUUGGGUUUGGUCUCCUAGAGUGAAGCCAAAACUGUUCCGCUCACUGGAGCAGAAAUAGUUUGCGCUCAGUGGUUUUGUUUGGUUUUACAGCUAGAGGGUGACAGUGAAAAGGGGUCCCUAUUGAUGGAAUCUACUUUUAUGCAAGAUUAAUUUUCUGAUCCAGUAACUCCAUCAAUGAAAUAAAUUCCACAUGAUCUCAGAA
This is a messenger RNA of Candoia aspera, 1828 nucleotides long. It is a transcript of the gene GPR173, whose product is annotated as G protein-coupled receptor 173. Lineage: Eukaryota; Metazoa; Chordata; Lepidosauria; Squamata; Candoiidae. Gene Ontology annotation, molecular function: gonadotropin-releasing hormone receptor activity. Gene Ontology annotation, cellular component: plasma membrane. The coding region runs from base 85 to 1197 and encodes 370 amino acids. Gene Ontology annotation, biological process: G protein-coupled receptor signaling pathway. The record is from RefSeq and is a predicted model, not a curated record. The transcript has a single exon.